Vigna unguiculata (cowpea) is the source of this 1815-nucleotide messenger RNA. The record is from RefSeq and is a predicted model, not a curated record. NCBI's taxonomy places the organism in Eukaryota, Viridiplantae, Streptophyta, Magnoliopsida, Fabales, Fabaceae.
AUGUGGAUUUUAGAUUUGUCAAACAAUCAACUGAAGGGACAGCUCCCUGACUGUUGGACAUCUGUUGAUUGGUUAGGGUAUCUUGAUUUAAGCAACAAUCAAUUGUCAGGGAGGAUUCCUUUGUCUAUGGGCAGCCUUGUUGAAUUGAAUGUCUUGGUUUUACGAAACAAUAACCUGACAGGUGAAUUAGCUUCGACUUUGAAGAAUUGCAGCAAUUUAAUUAUGUUGGAUGUGGCUAAAAAUAUGUUGUCCGGCCCCAUAUCAUCAUGGAUCGGAGAAAGUAUGCAACAGUUGAUAAUCUUGAACAUGCGAGAGAAUCACUUUUCUGGAAAUCUUCCUAUUCAACUCUGUUAUUUGAACCAUAUUCAAUUAUUGGAUCUUUCGAAUAAUAUGUUAUCAAAAGGAAUUCCAUCAUGCUUAAAGGAAUUGACUGCCAUGUCUAAAAAGGGCAUCCACACACGUGGCACUCUAAAUCGUAUGUAUUUGAUAUAUAUCCCUUAUAUUAAAAUUUAUGACUAUUUUGUUGAGGAAGAGUAUCCCAUUAACAUAAGCUUGAUAUGGAAAGGUGUGGAACAGAGGUUCAAGAAUGCAGAGUUAAUUAAGGGCAUUGAUCUUUCAAGUAAUAAGUUAACGGGUGAAAUACCAAAAGAGAUUGGAUAUUUGGCUGGGUUAGUUUCUUUGAACUUAUCAAGAAAUAAUCUGAGUGGAAAAAUUCCUUCAGAGAUAGGAAAUUUAAGUUCACUGGAAUCCCUUGACUUAUCAAGAAAUCAAAUCAGUGGAGGAAUUCCUCUUCCUCUAUCCGAAAUUGACAAUCUAGGCAAAUUAGACUUGUCACACAAUUUUCUUUCUGGAAGAAUCCCAUCAGGAAGACAUUUUGAAACCUUCGAUGCAUCUAGUUUUGAAGGAAAUAUGUACCUUUGUGGUGAGCAACUUAACAAAAGUUGUUAUGGAGACGGAGAUCAAACAACAGGAAAACUUUCGGAAGCCGAAGCAAUAAAUGAUGAUGAAGAUAGUAUUUUCUACGAGGCAUUGUACAUGAGCAUGGGGAUUGGAUAUUUCACUGGAUUUUGGGGCUUAUUCGGGCCAAUGCUACUUUGGCGUUCUUGGAGAAAUACUUAUCUCAGAUUCCUAAACAGGUUGACAUAUGAAUCCAUUCUCGGAUUGAACAAUAGUACAGAAAUAAAGUGCAUAGAGAGGGAGAGACAGGCACUCCUCAACUUCAAACAUGGCCUCAUAGAUGGCUAUGGCAUGCUGUCAACAUGGAGGGAUGAUGAGAAGAGUCGAGAAUGUUGCAAAUGGAAAGGCAUUCAAUGCGACCAUCAAACAGUUUCUUUGAAUUUAUCCAGAAAUUAUCUGAGUGGAGAAAUUCCUUCAGAGAUAGGAAAUUUAAGUUCACUGGAGUCCCUUGACUUAUCAAGAAAUCAUAUAAGUGGGCGAAUUCCUUUCUCACUUUCUCAAAUUGAUUUUCUUUGCAAAUUAAAUUUGUCACACAACUAUCUUUCUGGAAGAAUCCCAUCUGGAAGACAUUUUGAAACCUUUGAUAUCUCUAGUUUUGAAGGGAAUAUUGGUCUUUGUGGUGGACAACUUAACAGAACUUGUCCUAGAGAUGGAAAUCAGACAGCAAUAAAGCCUGAAGAACAUGGAACAGUGAAUGAUGAUGAAGAGAGUGUUUUCUAUGAGGCAUUGUACAUGAGCAUGGGGAUUGGAUAUUUCACUGGAUUUUGGGGCUUAGUAGGGCCAAUACUACUUUCGCGUUCUUGGAGAAAUGCUUAUCUGAGAUUCUUAAACAGAUUGAAAAAUUGUAUAUAUGAAUAA